Limulus polyphemus (Atlantic horseshoe crab) is the source of this 632-nucleotide messenger RNA. RefSeq lists its product as uncharacterized. Lineage: Eukaryota; Metazoa; Arthropoda; Merostomata; Xiphosura; Limulidae. The coding region runs from base 137 to 568 and encodes 143 amino acids. The record is from RefSeq and is a predicted model, not a curated record. The transcript has 2 exons.
GUAAGGACGCGAAAUUGUCACCAAUUCUGCCCACUCAAAAGAUGAACAGUGUGAUUACCUCACGUUCGAACACGAACUUCAGUGCUUUGAGUGAAUUUAAACCCAGUCUGGCUGUUGGAUUGCCAGAUGUGCUGGAAUGACUAAUUUCACUAUGACCAGUAGUCAUGGGCAUCCAAGUAGGAGCAUGAGUCGUCAAAAUGUGACUCCUAGUAGAAAUAACCUAGAAAGUCAAGAGUCCAGUGAUCACGAUAUUUAUCAAACUUUAUUAUCUUUGGCUCUCCUGUGUCUCCCGUCCUUACUGAUGUCUUUUCUUGCAUUAUUUUUUCUACAAAAGAUUAGUCCAUUGACUUUAACCAUAAGUAAUGGAAAAUCAUUCAACAGUGAUUCUCCUAACAAAAUUAUAAUGGGAGGUGGAGAAUUUUUUGUUGUAUACCAAGUAUCAGUAGCCUUGAGCACUCUCUCCAUAUCUUUAAACCUUUGUUGUCUCUUUGUAUGUUCUAUACAGUUCCUCUUCGCCAUCAGCCUGAUGAAGACGGUCCAUAAUGAUGAAAGGACAGAAAAGUUUUGAAGAGAAGUUCUUACACGAGGAUCAUCGCAAUUGGCGGUUUUUUCUUAUCCAUACCCAUAUUUUU